This is a messenger RNA of Agrilus planipennis (emerald ash borer), 433 nucleotides long. Its product is annotated as putative inorganic phosphate cotransporter. NCBI's taxonomy places the organism in Eukaryota, Metazoa, Arthropoda, Insecta, Coleoptera, Buprestidae. The coding region runs from base 138 to 404 and encodes 88 amino acids. The record is from RefSeq and is a predicted model, not a curated record. The transcript has 2 exons.
AAUUGCUAUAAAUUGGUUGCGUCCCCGAGAAUCGUCUUGUGCUUGUGCGUGAUUCGAUCACAGUCAGGUUUUAUUAUAUUAAUUCAUAUAAGUAUAAAAAUUCGUAUCUUUUCUCAUUAAUUCAGUUCCCAUAAAUCAUGGCAAUAGCCACCAAAAAUGAACCUGUUAACGAAAAUGGGAUUAAUCAAGAAACCUGUACGAGUAGAUGUUUUGGUUGGGUCGGAGCACGGCACUUCACAGUUUUUAUGUUAUUUUUGGGAAUGGCAAAUGCUUACAUUAUGAGAACAAAUAUGUCGGUAGCAAUUGUUGCUAUGGUCAACACGUCAUCAUCGUCUACCGAAUAUUCAAACGAAUGCCCUUCUCUGGCAAACAGUACAGAUGAGGUUCUAAUUUUUUUAUUUUAAAUUAUACAUAAAUAUUAUAUUUUAUUCCA